UGAUUCCCAAUUGACUCAACCAGAUGCCUUUAACGUGACUCGGCGGAUCGACCGUUCUUGACUGCUCAUUGCGCUGCCUGGAUUUACAUCCUGGUGCUGAAUUGCGACAUGAAGAUUCCUGAAGUCAGAACCACUAAACCAAAACAAGACGACCUCCUCUGGGGGGCAUUGGGGCUUAACAGGCUGAAAAUAGCGGCCGACACAUCUGCAAGAACUUUGUGAUACAACCGAUGUAUAAAAAGAAAAGUUUGGAUACCGGUCCACUUCUGUGGACAGACAGGAGAAAACGUCCAACCAGACAACAUUACCAGCAUGCCCUCUGGACACACACAACACUCCUUUACUCUGUCUGGACACACACAGAAGGUCGGGUGUAUGUGGAGGCUGAUUGCCCUCUGCUCCGUCGUGUGUCUGUCGCUAUGGCAACCGUCAGACGCCUCGCGGCUCCGCUGCGGCAGUGACCUGCUCGCCGACCUCAUAUUUGUGUGCGGCGAUCGUGGGAUCUAUUUAGGAAGAGGCAGCUGGUCUGGGUAUGGCUCACGGCCUCGGGGCAAGGGCAUCGUGGAGCAGUGCUGUCACUCUGCGGGCUGUGACCUCCGUCACCUGGAAAUGUACUGUGCCAAGUCCAAGAAGCCCGAGCCUCCCACCACCACCACCACCACCACCACCUCCACCACCACCACCUCAACCACCACCACCUCCUCCACCACCUCCACCACCACCUCCAUCCCCAGCUCCAUCCACAGCUCCGCCACCACGUCUACCGCCACCUCCACCCCCACCUCCACACCCACAGUGGCGCUGCAGUUCGAGGCCGUCUUCCAGAAGAGGCUCCUGGAGCACCUGGGAGCGCCCGACAGCCAGAGGAGGUCCAACGCCCGGAGGAAAACACACAGCUCCCCCAGGCGGAGGAAGGUAUCGUCCACCUCCCGCAAAGGAGCAGCCAGGCAACAGCCUGCCAGCAAGUUUGCCUCAGGCUCCCAGCAGUCCAAACUCUCGUGACCGCUGUGAUAUUUGGGAGGGAAGGGAGGUUUUAUUUUGACUGAGCCUGCAACAUUGUUUUCUGAAUGCACUUUAAUAACUUUUGACUCCGCCGUCUGUGUCUCUAGGCCUGUAUCCAUAUCUAUCACUGCACUUCUUCUCAGGCACGCAUGCUAUCUAUAUCAUGUCAGGUUCAGAUACUAUAGUCAAAGUACAUGGAAUCCAGAUUGUUUCGAUACUUUCAGUAUUAUUUUUAUGUUUCCAUUUUUCCAUUUUCUUUAUAGUGUAAAAUGUUACACCAAAGUGAUGCUUGAAAUUGUUUGCAGUAUUAUCCCAAAAUGUUAAUGGUUUUUUUACUGUUGUGUUAAUAUUUAAUAUCGUUUUUUAUAGGGUUUAUCUUAUUCACAAAGUACUGGAUUAUUUUUAUAGCUACACUGUUGCCCUUGAAUGUUUCGAUGUGAUAUAUGUAUUGUAAAGGAUGAGAAUGUUUUGUAACUAUUUAUUACUACUUAAAAUUUUUUUCUAAACA
This is a messenger RNA of Gadus morhua (Atlantic cod), 1510 nucleotides long. RefSeq names its product insulin-like growth factor I, juvenile form. The transcript is spliced from 6 exons. Gene Ontology annotation, cellular component: extracellular region. The record is from RefSeq and is a predicted model, not a curated record. Gene Ontology annotation, biological process: negative regulation of apoptotic process; positive regulation of cell population proliferation; insulin-like growth factor receptor signaling pathway. Gene Ontology annotation, molecular function: insulin-like growth factor receptor binding; hormone activity. The coding region runs from base 313 to 1002 and encodes 229 amino acids. Lineage: Eukaryota; Metazoa; Chordata; Actinopteri; Gadiformes; Gadidae.